Drosophila serrata is the source of this 1220-nucleotide messenger RNA. RefSeq names its product guanine nucleotide-binding protein subunit beta-like protein 1. The record is from RefSeq and is a predicted model, not a curated record. Lineage: Eukaryota; Metazoa; Arthropoda; Insecta; Diptera; Drosophilidae. Gene Ontology annotation, molecular function: protein binding.
CAUCAGCUGACAACGAGAACCAAAACAAAACAAACCUUGUUUUUAGUUAAUUUAAUUAAGAAAUAACCGAAAAUAUGGCUGUGCUACCACCAGAUCCCGUAUUCAGCCUGCGUUCCCCAGAUAUGGGAGCCGUAAACUCGCUGUGUUUUCAAGACAACGAUCGUUUGUUGGCAGGAACUCUGAAAGGCAGUGUGUUCCUUUGGGAUCUACAGACCAAUCGCUCUGCUCUGCACUUUGAGGUGGGCUCCGAUCCCAUAACCAGCCUGCAUCACACACCUGAUCGCCUGGUGACGCAGGAGAAGGGCGGCACCAUCACAAUGUUCUCCAUUGGCGGCAGCAGCUACGUAAAAGACCGGAGUAUACCAGGCAACCACCUGGGCUACUGCCGCUCAGCCCUGCACACGAGCACCAGCAACACCAGCGAGCAGUUGCUCUUCUAUCCCUGCGAGGAUUCGUCCAUCGGAGUGUUGCAUGUGACGGAUGCAUCGGCUCCCACACAGAUGCUAGUACCGGAGGAUGCUCAGCUGCCCAAACUAGGUAGUGUCACCUGCUUCAAGCCGUUCGAGUGCGCCUCGCAGCUGUUCCUGCUGGCGGGCUACGAAUCGGGUCACUUUCUGACCUGGGACCUCACCUCUGGUGUUAUUUUGGAUGUUUUGGAACUGGCUACCGAUGCCAUGACUGUUGACUAUGACCCGGUGACCAAUCGAGGCAUUGUGGGAGGAGCCUCUGACAAACUUAUUACCUUUAGCUACCAGCGACCCGCCAUGCAGCUGCAGCGCGGCUCAGAGCUGUGCAUCAAGAAUCCGGGCGUCAAUCGUGUCCGCAUCCGUAACGAUCAGAAGGUCUUUGCCAGCGGCGGCUGGGAUGGACGCAUAAGAAUCUUCUCGUGGAAGAGCCUCCGACCGCUGGCCGUGCUCACGCAACACAAGCAGGGGGGCGUAAUGGAUCUGGCUUAUUCCAGCAAGGCGGUGGCCAUGUGGCAGGCACCCAUCAUGGCGGCAGCGGGCAUGGACAGCCAGAUAUCGCUGUGGGACCUCUACAACUGAGCAAAGACUGCAACGGUUUGGAAAUCCUUUAUAUAGCUUUACCUUUAAGUAGAACUUCCCCUAUAAGAAGCCCCGGACUGCAGUUUCUGUUUCAGAAAAGCGUUACUGAAUUUUGAUUGGAUUUUUAUGGCUGAAUUUUCCUUGAAUAAGGAUUAUUUUUGAAUGAAAUGUGAA